AUGGGAAAUUGUUGUAAUGGAAAUUAAAUGUUAGAUCGACACAACCCACAAAUUAUUUUAGUUACAGACUAAUAAAAUAACUCUCUUUAACUUGAUAGAGCUGCCACCAAAAUUCAAUCUUAUUUCAGAGGAAUUAAGGUUAGAAAAGACUUAAAAUCUAUGAAAAAUCAAUAUCAUUGUAAUAAUGAACAUGCACCUUUGACCAUGGUGGCUAAAUUAUCUAGAAUGCCUAAUUAUCUUACUGAAAAAACUAAAAAAGUACAUGAUGAAUAAGGUCCAUUUGAAGAAAUCUUAGAACCAGAUUUACCAAAAUUAGGACCAUAUGAAUAUAAUGAUUAAACAGUCUAUUAUGGUUAAUACAAAAAUGGAUUGAAACAUGGUUAUGGUACACAAAUAUGGAUAGAUGGAUCAAUAUACGAAGGUUAAUGGCAAAAGAACUCUGCUUAAGGUAUAGGUAGAUUAAUUCAUUGUGGUGGAGAUGUAUAUAUAGGAGAAUGGUAGAAUGAUAAAGCUAAUGGAUAUGUAAUUUAUUAUGGAUAAUAGGGGAACUUAUAUACAUGCUGAU
Molecule: messenger RNA, 565 nt
Organism: Paramecium primaurelia
Lineage: Eukaryota; Ciliophora; Oligohymenophorea; Peniculida; Parameciidae
Source: the annotation of a GenBank genome assembly